CCUCACAGAGGUAGCUCCUCCGCCCGGCUAGCAACUCGGCGCGCCCCGCGGUCCAUGGACCGGAACCCCGGGCCGACGGGCAGGAACCCGGGCCGCGAUCAUCGCCUCCUCGCCCCAGGCUCCUCCUCCUCGCUCCCCGCCGCCGCCUCCUCGGGACGCCCGCAGGCCGCGCCGCGCCGCCGCCGCCGCCGCCGGGCUCGCAGAGCUUGACCCCGGAGGCUGGGAGGCGGGUUCGUGGCCGCCGCCGCCGCGGGACUGAGGCCUACUCCGCCGCUUCUCAGUGCUAUUGUCCCCGGGCCCGGCCCCGACCGGGUCCCCCUUGGAGAGAGGCGAGUGCUCCGGCUCCACCGUAAAGAUGCCGGACCAAGCCCUACAGCAGAUGCUGGACAGAAGUUGCUGGGUGUGUUUUGCCACCGAUGAAGAUGAUAGAACUGCUGAAUGGGUGAGACCAUGCAGGUGCAGAGGAUCUACAAAAUGGGUGCACCAGGCUUGUCUACAGCGCUGGGUGGAUGAAAAACAAAGAGGAAACAGUACCGCCAGAGUGGCAUGUCCUCAGUGCAAUGCUGAAUACUUAAUAGUUUUUCCAAAGUUGGGUCCAGUUGUGUACGUCUUGGACCUUGCAGACAGAUUGAUCUCAAAAGCCUGUCCAUUUGCUGCAGCGGGAAUCAUGGUUGGCUCUAUCUAUUGGACAGCUGUGACUUACGGAGCAGUGACAGUAAUGCAGGUUGUGGGCCAUAAAGAAGGUCUGGAUGUUAUGGAGAGAGCUGAUCCUUUAUUCCUUUUGAUUGGACUUCCUACUAUUCCUGUCAUGCUGAUAUUAGGCAAGAUGAUUCGCUGGGAGGAUUAUGUGCUUAGACUAUGGCGCAAAUACUCAAAUAAACUACAAAUUUUGAACAGUAUAUUUCCAGGGAUUGGCUGUCCUGUUCCUCGAAUUCCAGCUGAGGCUAAUCCUUUAGCAGAUCAUGUCUCUGCCACCCGGAUUUUGUGUGGAGCCCUUGUCUUUCCUACUAUUGCGACUAUAGUUGGUAAACUGAUGUUUAGUAGUGUUAACUCUAAUUUACAAAGGACAAUCUUGGGUGGAAUUGCUUUUGUUGCCAUAAAAGGAGCAUUCAAGGUUUACUUCAAACAGCAGCAAUAUUUACGUCAGGCACACCGCAAAAUUCUAAAUUAUCCAGAGCAAGAAGAAGCAUAAAACUGUGACUUUCUGUCGUUCUGCAGUCCUCUCACCCCUAUGAGUCUGUUGUGUUGUUUUGAUUCCAUCAUUAAUGCACAGUAGUGGAGACUUGUGAUAAGCUGCUGCUAUCGUAUUUUUAAGGAAUAUAAUAAAGAAAGCACUUAGGGCCGGAGAACUCCUCUCAGAAAUCACGGAACCUAAGGAUGUGAUUCGUUCUCAUUAUUCUGUAUGUACUUCUUUUAUGGCAGUCGUCUGAACCAUUAUAUUAGCAUGGGAAACCUGGCUUUGUUCAUAUUUUCUUCAGACAAAAAUGUAAGGAUCAACUUGUGCAAAUAUUGAGAAAUGCCCAUGCUGUUCUAUUCACAGGCCUCUUGUACAUGUUCACGUUCAGCGUUUCCGUAGAACUGGCGACUCAGUGAAGGUACCGAGGACUUUUCUCACUGGCAUGAUUUGAUUACAUGUAAACAGGAGUACUUGUUAAUAUGAGGAAAAGUAAAUUAAAUUAGUUAUAAAUAACAAACCAAAAAUGUAUGUAAACAUUUAAAUGAUUAUCUGAACAAAUGCGAUUUUGUUUGUUGUUGUUUUUUUAACCCAUGUGAUGUCCUCAAAAAAGUGUAGGGUAAAAAUUCACAGGGCUUCCAGAUCACUUUUUCACUAUUAAAUAUUAUUUAUAUAA
Pipistrellus kuhlii (Kuhl's pipistrelle) is the source of this 1850-nucleotide messenger RNA. RefSeq names its product membrane associated ring-CH-type finger 5 (gene MARCHF5). Bases 356 to 1192 code for a protein of 278 amino acids. The transcript has 6 exons. Gene Ontology annotation, molecular function: zinc ion binding. The record is from RefSeq and is a predicted model, not a curated record. Lineage: Eukaryota; Metazoa; Chordata; Mammalia; Chiroptera; Vespertilionidae.